CAUCUUUGGCCCUUCACCGGUACCUGUUUGCCAGUCUUCUUCGUGUAACCCGUUGUGCUGCACCUUGAUCGUUUCUUCCUCUUCGUUUCUUGCAGCCCAGAUUUAUCCCUUCCUUGUUAGCAGGCCCUCUUUUUCUCCUUGGAUUCUGUUUGCCCUUGCUCCACCCUCCAACCCGCAUCCGAAUAUCUCAGGUCGUCUCCCUCCCUCACCUGCGCCCGCCACCCCACCCGAAUUUGCGACUCGCCUUGCACAAACCCGGCGACGCAGCAUUCCACAACUUCCACCCCUCGUCCCGUCAUAUUUUCCAUCCCUUGCUCCAUGCGCGCAAGCCGUGGUCGAGGCGCAUGUCUGCUGGCAGAUAUUCCCUCGCCCGUGUCCUGCGGCUACCCGUCUACGGCGCCAUCAGGCUCAGGCCUUGAUUUCUCAUUUGCCCUGCGGCUGCCUGCUGGGAGAAUUGUACCAUUGCUUUGCUGGCCAACGAAGGGGUACAUGACUCUGCCAAACCUUGCUUCGUACCGAUCACAUCUCCUCCUUCUUUAAUUUCUCGGCCUCCUUCCUUUUCUCCUCCUUGUAUCUACAACGGGGUAUAUUAUAAUUUCCCGCGGGUUGGUGUACAUCCUCUCCCUGCACAUUCACAAAUAUUGUCGAUAAACUACUUCCUUUCCCUUUUCCUUGCUGGUCCAGGACGUCCAGUUCAUAUCCUCAAGAACCCCUCUCCAGACCAACAGGCCCUCUGCACAUUUCACCCCGCCACGCACACUUCGCCGACCGACCAGCUUGUCCCUUUGUUCAUACUUUGAACUGCAAAAUGACCAUGAUGGAGACCGGAGCCACACUAGACACGGCGAGAAACGGCCGAGUCGCAGCAUUUGAACGGAUUCCAUCCUCCAAACAGCCUCUUGGGCAGGGCGCCGAUUACGAACUGGGAAAGAGUGCUUGGAAUGCUUCAAGUCGAAUAUGGGGCACCAGCAAGUCCUUACUCGAGGCCCGCGUUGAUAGCGAGCCGAUAAGGCGUAUGUUGGGGCCUCGCGAGGCUGACAUGUCUACUGACCGUUCGCUAGCAUCCCCCAUCCGUCAAGGCUCUGUCUCAAGUUAUGGUCAAUCCAAGACCGCCUCAUCUUCGUUACUGACGUCCAUCGACCUCAACGAUGAAAAUGCCUCCCAGUCGAAGAUGCCCUGGGCCCAGACCUCGUCCACUAUCGGCUUUCCGUCAAGACAGAGAGGCCAACCUCUGUCGCCAACCAAGCAGAGACAGAACCAGAUGCUGGAUUUCGCCGUCAGCGGGAACAAUGGUGGUCCGCAGGAAUCGAGCUUGUUUGCGGGCAGUGCUCCCGACGUGGAAGAAACUUCGUUCGAUGGACCACAUCUCCGCCGCGCCAUCACAGCCGGCCCUCGUGUCCUCCCUUCUCCCAGCCGAGCCUCCACUUUUGGCCGUAACCAGGUCGAUGCUCAAGCUCAGGUCUUCAACUCAAAUGCCUUCCACUCGAAUGGCAUCUUUGCUUCGCUUCAGGAGUUUGAGGAUGGACAGGGUCAACCUCUGCACGGUCUUUCGGCUAUCAAUGGAACCACCGACGUUUUGCCUCUGCAUGACAGUCAUGGGGUGACGAGGGAAAUUAAUGGGAUGACGGCUGGGAACCUCUCGCGCUACAACCCUGUCUCGCCCACGUAUGCGAAACGGAACGGCCGGCUGUUGAAUGCGGAGCAUGUCGAACAAUACCAUCCAUCCUCAAAACAGAAGUACGACGAGACCGUGAGAGCUCUGGAAUUGUUGAAUUUUGAUCAGGGCACUGCUCAAAUUGCUCCUGUCCGGAAAAUCCCGUCACAAUACCAACGCGAUAUCCAUCACGGCCCGAUACAAGCCUCUUCUCAGUCGAGCGCCCCCUUCCAUCCGAUGGAGAGCAACUUUCAACCGCCAAUCGCACAUGUCCCAGAUGUUGGUUCACGGUUAGAUCCCCAAGCGGCUCCACAUUAUGGCGGCUUUCAGUAUGGUGGCCGUGGGAACCUCCCCUCACUUCAAAAUGAGUACCGGAGCAGUCUGAAUAGUCCAUACUACUCAACCACUGGCACGCCUCCAACAGGGCCUCACUCAAUCCGCAGCACUCCGGGAAGUGGUGCCUCGAGCCGUACCUCGCAUCACGACCCCUUCAUGUUCGACCGCAAGUUUACAAAUGUUGAGAUUUUUGGCUAUGAUCAAGCCAUGUAUGCACCCGCAUCCCUUCAGGCAGCAGUGGGCAACGGAUUUCAGUAUGAUACCCAAAUGCCAGUCCAGCCAAUGCGAAUGAAUCCACUGGCACAUCCCUACAUCGGGAAUGGACAUUCCGGGAUCACCAACUACCCUGCGGGCCCUCGAAUGCCAAUUCGCGAACCCGACCAAAGUCACAUUGUCAGAAGCCCUUUGCUUGAGGAGUUUCGUAUGAACAGCAAGACUAAUCGACGAUUUGAGCUCAAAGAUAUCUACAACUACGUGGUCGAAUUCAGUGGUGAUCAGCACGGGUCGCGCUUCAUUCAGCAGAAACUGGAGACGGCCAACAGCGACGAGAAAGAGCAGAUUUUCAAGGAAAUCCAGCCAAACUUGCUGCAACUCAUGACAGACGUAUUUGGGAACUACGUCAUUCAGAAAAUGUUCGAACAUGGCAAUCAGACGCAGAAGAAAAUCCUUGCCCAUCAAAUGAAAGGCCAUGUCCUGCACUUGUCGAUGCAAAUGUAUGGAUGUCGUGUGGUUCAGAAGGCUUUUGAACACGUCUUGACCGACCAGCAAGCCAGUUUGGUGAAAGAAUUGGAUGGACCCAAUUUGCAAAUACUGAAGGUUGUCAAAGAUCAGAACGGCAACCAUGUUGUGCAGAAGGCCAUCGAGCGUAUACCAGGUGAACAUAUUCAGUUUAUUGUCGACGCGCACAGAGGCCAAAUGGCCAAGAUGUCAACACACCAAUAUGGAUGUCGAGUGGUUCAACGAAUGCUGGAACAUUGUCAACCACAGGCUAAACGGGUGAUUCUAGACGAGCUUCUCGAACAUAUUCUCCCCCUCAUCAGCGACUCCUAUGGGAACUACGUCGUGCAGCACAUCAUCCAAAACGGUGAGCCUCAGGAUCGUCGCCAGGUUGUCAAUAUCGUCCUUCAACAGCUUCUGGCAUUCUCCAAGCACAAAUUUGCCAGCAAUAUUGUGGAAAAGAGUAUUGAUUGUGCAGAUGAGGAUCAACGUGCACAGAUUCUUCGUGGCUUGACAGCACCAAACGAGCAGGGCGUCAGUCCAAUUCUUGGAUUGAUGAGAGACCAAUAUGGCAACUAUGUCUUGCAAAAGGUGUUUGGCCAGCUGCAAGGCUCUGAUCUUCUCGCGUUAAGGGCGGAUAUGGAGCAGAACUAUCCUGUUCUUCGCCGUACCAGUUAUGGCAAGCAGGUCACGGCCAUUGAGAAGCUUCUGUUUGGCGGCAAUGGACCAUCUACUACUUCGACAGCCAGCAGCCGCAGCUCGACACUACCUAGCACGAAUGCAAGCAGCACCGUCGACGGCGAGACCCCUCCUUCGCAUCCCUCGGACAUCAAAUAGCGGCAUUCAGAGCUUUCAACAAGUCACUUUGCGGUCGGACACGCUGCACACGAGUCCUUCGAAGUUCUUCAUUUCAUCUUUAGCCUUCACUUUUCCUCGCGACCACGUGAGGAGUUUUGGAGAUGGUGUCUGACCGAUGCAUGAGACAUCCGACUGUGGCGCGUUCGAUAUAGAAUUGUCACGAUACCCAGACACGUCUGCUGCGGUUCUAUAUGGGUUUAUUCAAGUAGGGAGUUUUGGGAAUGGAUCGGUAUGACGGAGAACAUAUUUUCCGCCGGGUGUCAUACACCUGGCAACAUCUGGAACAGUUUUUAUGAAAUGACAUUUGACGACAAUGACUCUUGGAUACCCCUCAGACUUUAAGGAUAAGCAAAGGCAAAGAGGGGUGAGGCGGUAUGGGUAUAUAUUGUUUUGGUUGACCAAGGAAGAUGGGAUCUGUAUUGUUUUGGCAUGAAGCAUCAUGAGAGGAAUCUCUGAACCGCGUCUCAUAUGGAAACAAAGGAUGAUUUGAACACGGAUUGGAUUCUGGGACCCAGAUGCAGGGGCCCUCAUGGGCUCUGUGGCAAAGGAGGAGCGCGAAAGGAACUUGGGUAUUAUGAGAAUAUGGGAAAUUCUUGCAUUCAACUGCCAUGAUGGUCGUUUUAGUAGAGGUUUUGGCGUGAGUUCUUCGUGCCCGGUGCCGGAAUACCUCGUGCACUGCCAGAAGCUGUCAUUCAUUCGUUCAUGCUCGUCGUUAAUCUGCUCGGGACUCAGAUACCAACCUCAUGCCG
Molecule: messenger RNA, 4314 nt
Organism: Cladophialophora immunda
Lineage: Eukaryota; Fungi; Ascomycota; Eurotiomycetes; Chaetothyriales; Herpotrichiellaceae
Exons: 4
Coding region: 809-3544 (911 amino acids)
Biological process (GO): nuclear-transcribed mRNA catabolic process, deadenylation-dependent decay
Cellular component (GO): cytoplasm
Molecular function (GO): mRNA 3'-UTR binding
Source: RefSeq, a predicted model, not a curated record